Molecule: messenger RNA, 1332 nt
Organism: Darwinula stevensoni
Lineage: Eukaryota; Metazoa; Arthropoda; Ostracoda; Podocopida; Darwinulidae
Source: the annotation of a GenBank genome assembly
AUGCCAGAGGCGGGAGAUUCCAUGUGGCUGGCUGUGCUUUCCUGCCUGUUUUGGAAAGAAUCGGUCGAAGUCGAUACAUAUUAUGCUGCACUUGAAGGACAACGAUAUGGAAACGUCUCUGAGAAGAUGACAGGGAUGGACUUCUUGGAGUGCAGUUUGUCAUGCCUGAAGCAUAAAGAAUCGCGUCCGUGUCAUGCAUUCAACUUCAGGGAAGCCGAUGGAUCUUGUCAGCUGAUCCGCAAUAACAAAAGCCAUACCCUCAAUGCUGAGGGGUUCCAGGCAUAUGUUCAAUUUCUAUGCCUUACGGACUACCCAAAGAUCCAGAAUGCCGAGGAAGCUUUUCAUGGUUGGAGUGGUGCACAUCCUGUACCACAGGGGGGUCAGGUGGAAUUCAAUUGCUCUCACCCACGAGGAUUCACAGAUGGGCGUAAGGUUCACACGGCCACCUGCGCCUCCAUACGGCCUGAUGAGUGGUGCACCACAUUCGCAAAUAAACGGAAUCUUGUCCUCUGUCCACCUCCACGGUUCACGGACGGAUCAUUCGAACACAAUGCCACCUGCUCCUUCCGGCCUGAUGAUGCGUGGGACAGCUCGUUUCAGGACAAGGAUGUGCGAUGCCCACCGGCUGUUUAUCCUGAGUGCCGAAUGUCGGAGAAGGCGAUGGAGUACAUCGGGACAACCAACGUGACCGAGACAGGGAAGUCAUGCCUCAGGUGGGAUUCCGGGAAUGUGACUUCUUCGUACCAGUCUGCUAAUGCUGGGUUCAAUAAAGUCUUGUUCUUCGAGGAGCACUUCUUAAACCAGGAUCCAUCCUUGCACAAAAACUUCUGCCGAAACCCGACUGCGUUGGCUCGGCCCUGGUGCUUUGUCGACGAUAAUGGCUUGAAAGUGGAGUUUUGCUGGAUUCGUCUCUGCGAUGAUUUCAGUGAGAAAUUCCACCAACAUCGACUGGACUCCGGGAACGCUGGGUUGCGCAUCAACUCUACAAGCGCUCCAGAGUGCAAGUUGAGCCAAAAGGGAGGGGAGUAUGCAGGCCUAAAGGACAAAACCAUCUCUGGCUUCGAUUGCAUUCCCUGGCUUGAUCGAGACAGCGGUGAUGUGGACAGGAUCCGUGAGGCCCGUAAAGGAUCAUUCUCAGAUGAAGUCACUGACAGACACAGUUUCUGUCGGAACCCGAACGGGAACCCGGGAGGUCCUUGGUGCAACAUCAAAGAUCCCCGAAAGCCCAAACUGAAGUGGGAGUAUUGCGAUGUAUCCUUUUGUGAUUUCGGCGUUUCACGAAGAAUCCUAGAGUCUGGAGACCAAUACAAGUCAAAGCGAAAGAAGCCUUGA